AUGAGUGUGUAAUUGAAUGAUAGGCAUAUUACAUAAUUGGAAGAAUUAGAAUCAUUAAAAGGGAAACUACAAUGUCCAUCCUAUAGAUCUCGUAACCUUUCAUCAGAUAGAUAGUAUACUCCCUCGUUGACUAAUGAUUUCAGAAGCACAAGAAAUAGCGAUUAAUAGAAGGAUUCUUAAUCGGUUGAAAAAUGUAUUUUUAUUUAUAUUAUGGCCUAGUCAUGAAUCUCAAACAGUAAAAUUAGAAUGUUGAUUAUUUAUCUCAAUUAUGGAAAUAACAAAAGCAGUCCAUAUCACUAACCUAAAGUUUACAUUCAUAAAAUGCUAUAUGUACAUUUGUUAUAUCUAUAAAAUUAGCAGAAAAAUAAGAAAUCGAUUAGUAGAUUCCUAAAUAUACUCAUUAAGUGAUAGAAGAGGAAGAGAAUUUAGUUACUGAAUAAGAUGUCAAUAAAAUCAAAGUAGUUUAGGCAGUCAACAAUGUCAGAGUGAAUGGAAAAUUUCCCACUACAACAAAAUAAGGGGGCUAAAAAAAAAGUUAAUAAUAAACUCAGAACCUCUAGACAAGUAAUAAUCAAGGGUAAAACAAAAAAACUAAUAGUACUAUUAAUAAUAACAAUAAUAACAUUCGUCCUUAAACCACGAAAUCUUAAGUUCAAGUACCUCAAACACCUUAAACUCAAAAGAGAACUGUUUAAAAAAGUAACACAAAGUCCUUCUAAGAUCAGGUUUUAGAUGGUAUAUAUUUCUUAUAACAUAGUUCCACAAACACCUUCAUAAAAAUUGAAAUAAAGUUCCUUAUUAGAGAAAACUAGAUAGGGAAAGGUUAAUUAGGCUGUUUGCAAAGCCAUGACCAAAAGGAACACUGAAGAAGAAGAUAAAAAUUUAGUCUUUUAAUUAGAGAGACUAAAAGAGAGUGUGGCAAAGUUAUACAAUGGUAGGUUUGAGAAUAAGAUGGGACAUUCCACACAAUUUAUUGAAAAGUAAUUAUUAUCAAUAACUUAGAAAUUUUGAUUAAAUAAUUAAUACACUGAAAUUGGAUUUUAGGUCCCAUGAAAGUGAUAUGUGA
Messenger RNA from Paramecium octaurelia, 1066 nucleotides. The record is from the annotation of a GenBank genome assembly. Lineage: Eukaryota; Ciliophora; Oligohymenophorea; Peniculida; Parameciidae.